CUUCUCCCAUGAAGUGGUACCUAUAUAAACUUCGAUGGGCCUAGUGUUAAAGAAUUCUCGGCCUCACGAAGCCCAAUACGCUGAAGAAGAGAGGAAGGGUGCGUAUCGCAACUCCAAUGGCGUUAUCCUCCGUUGUUAUGCCGUCGUUAUCUUCUCCGCCGCCACGUACGGCGGCGAUGUUGAACCGCUCCGGUUCACCGUCGUCGGCAUCGUCUUCUGCAUCAUCCAGUGGCCGGAUCUCCGGCUCAACGCCACUAGCCGUCGCUUUUAUGCCGUUUGUGAGAUGGACAUCGCUAUCGUCUUCUCGCCGGAGUUCACAAAUCGUACGUAUGGCACCGGAAGAAGAGAAGAUGACUCGCCGUUCUCCUCUAGAUUUCCCUAUCGAAUGGGAAAGGCCCAAGCCCGGACGAAGACCAGAUAUCUUUCCCCAAUUCAGUCCCAUGAAAACUCCCUUGCCACCUCCUCUGCCCGCUGAUCCUCCGGAAGAGGAUGAGGAAGAAGAAGAAAAGAAAGAGGAAGAGGAAGAUCCUGAGAAAGAAGAUCCAGAUAAACCAGAUGAGUAGUAGCGCAAUCUGAUGAGUUUGUUUCAGCUAGUCAGGCUUGCAUCUACUAUUGUUAUCUUAGCUGUUGCGGCUUAAAUGUGCUGGCCCUAGUCCAUGUUCUAGAAAGAAUUAAUGGCACGAAGAGUUCUCGACUUCAAAAUUUUGUAAUACAGUCUACUAUCUGGACAAUCAGUAGUGCAAUAUAUUGUUUUUUUCGCAUUUACUAUUCUUAGCCUACACGCUGCAUCAUAUGUAGUAUGUACAUUGGCUCUAUUCAUAUUGUACAUUGAGUUGA
Molecule: messenger RNA, 837 nt
Organism: Nicotiana attenuata
Lineage: Eukaryota; Viridiplantae; Streptophyta; Magnoliopsida; Solanales; Solanaceae
Product: lateral signaling target protein 2 homolog
Exons: 2
Coding region: 117-563 (148 amino acids)
Source: RefSeq, a predicted model, not a curated record